AUGGAGCCCGGCGCAGACGAGGUGGCGUUCGAGUCCCCGGCGCAUUUCCGCAUCUACAAGAGCGGGAGGAUCGAGCGCCUGAACCGGCCUCCUGUCCUUCCGGCCGGCCUCGACGAGGCCACCGGUGUCACCUCCAAGGACGUUGCCCUGGACGCUGACACCGGCCUUUCCGUACGCCUCUACCUCCCCAAGCUCCAGGAACCAUCCAAGAAGCUCCCGGUCCUCGUCUACUUCCACGGCGGCGCGUUCCUCCUCGAGUCGGCCGGCUCCGCCACGUACCACACCUACGUCAACCCCCUCGCAGCCGCCGCGGGCGUCCUGGUGGUGUCCAUGAGCUACCGCCUGGCACCGGAGCACCCGCUCCCGGCGGCCUACGAGGACUCGUGGGCGGCGCUCCAGUGGGCGGCGUCGGCGCAGGACGAGUGGAUCGCCGAGCACGGCGACAUGGCGCGGCUCUUCCUCGCCGGCGACAGCGCCGGCGCAAACAUCGUGCACGACAUGCUGAUGAGGGCGUCCGGGUCCGGCGACGGCGGGCCGGGCAUCGAGGGCGCCAUCCUGCUCCACCCGUGGUUCGGCGGGAACGCGCCCAUCGAGGGGGAGCACGAGGGCGCUGCAGCGGCCACCACUGGGCUCUGGACUUACGCGUGCCCGGGGGCGGUCGACGGCGCCGACGACCCGAGGAUGAACCCUCUGGCGCCGGGGGCGCCGGCGCUGGAGAAGCUCGGGUGCGCGAGGAUGCUGGUGUGCGCAGGGAAGCAGGACGCGCUCUACGUGAGGGACCGCGCGUACUACGAAGCCGUGGCGGCCAGCGCGUGGCCCGGGGACGUGGCGUGGCUCGAGUCCGAGGGAGAGGAGCACGUCUUCUUCCUCCCGAAGCCCGAGUGCGAGAACGCCAAGCAGCUCAUGGACCGCGUCGUGGCCUUCAUAGCAUCCAAGCCGUCAUUGAAGAUUGAAGUUGUGGGCAAGUUUCUCUCAUUGAUAAAUAAAUAG
Molecule: messenger RNA, 990 nt
Organism: Miscanthus lutarioriparius
Lineage: Eukaryota; Viridiplantae; Streptophyta; Magnoliopsida; Poales; Poaceae
Source: the annotation of a GenBank genome assembly